AUUUUGUCACGUUUUGGUCAACUUUCUUUUAUCAUUGGAAACGAAAAUCAUGCCAUUCGAGAGAUUUGUGGAGUCUGGUCGUGUUGCCUUUGUCAGUGAUGGCAUCCACAAGGGCAAAUUGGUGUCAAUCGUCGACAUUAUCGACCAAAACCGGGUUUUGGUUGAUGGACCACUAUCAAAUAUCCCAAGAGGAGAGAUGCGUUUGUCACAACUUCAUUUAACCAAAUUCCGUCUGCGUUUUCCAUACACUGGUUCAACCAAAGUAGUAAGAAAAGCGUGGGAAGCAGCUGAUCUUGACAAGAAAUGGAGUGAGACAAUGUGGGCAAAGAAAGUCGAGAACAAAAAGAAGCGUGCUGCAAUGAGCGAUUUUGAUCGUUUCAAGCUUGGCAAAGCCAAACAAAUCCGUAACAAGAUGAGGACGGAUGUAUUUUUCCGCCUAAAGAAAAACAUAAGAAUCCGCAAAAAUACAAACGCCGCAGCCAAGUCAAUGGCACCCAAAAAAGAAUAAUAAUUUUUUGUAGUUCACUGAAAAAUAUAUACAAAAACAUAAUA
Aphidius gifuensis is the source of this 552-nucleotide messenger RNA. RefSeq names its product 60S ribosomal protein L14-like. Gene Ontology annotation, molecular function: RNA binding; structural constituent of ribosome. The record is from RefSeq and is a predicted model, not a curated record. Gene Ontology annotation, cellular component: ribosome; cytosolic large ribosomal subunit. Gene Ontology annotation, biological process: ribosomal large subunit biogenesis; translation. The transcript is spliced from 5 exons. Bases 50 to 508 code for a protein of 152 amino acids. NCBI's taxonomy places the organism in Eukaryota, Metazoa, Arthropoda, Insecta, Hymenoptera, Braconidae.